CGCCCCCACCCCUCGUAUUCUAAUUUGUAGUCCCUCCCGUCGCCGAGAGAUUCCCCACGCCGGCUAAAACUGUGAGUGAUAGCUAGCUACCUCACCUUGAACCACGCGAGCUCUCUGCCUGGUCCUCGCAUCGAAUCGUCGCGCGCGUGCGUGCGUGCGUUCGUUGCUGCGUUUGAUUUGGUUUCUUGGGUGUUUUAAGUGUAUAGAUCGUCGGUCGCUGGCUUUGGUGGUGUCGAUAUAUAUUGUAUAUAUCGAGGCAACCUUGGCCAUCGCAUUGUUCUCGAUCUUGGGUUGUUCGUUGCUGGUGUCGCUGUCGUCGUCGCCGUCGACGAGGACGAGCGUACGGUCGGGCAUGGAGAAUGGAGGGGACUCGCAGAAGGGUGGUGGUGGUGGCGGCGCCGGUGAGGUGAGGAGGAUCAACGUGGUGUAUUUCUUGAGCCGCGGCGGCAGGACGGACCACCCGCACCUCUUCCGCGUCAACCACCUCCACCGCGCCGGCGUGCGCCUCCGCGAUGUUAAGAGGUGGCUCUCCGAGCUGCGGAGCAAGGACAUGCCGGACAGUUUCUCCUGGUCCUACAAAAAGAACUACAAGGCCGGGUAUAUAUGGCAGGACCUGAUGGACGACGACCUUAUCAUCCCCGUCUCCGACAACGAGUACGUGCUCAAGGGCUGCGACGUCCGGCGAGCCCCUCCUUGCAACGGAGCGCCAAAGGAGAAGUCGUCUUCUUUAGAAGAUCAAAAUAAGCUGAACAGUCAGGGAGAAAACGACGUCGCGUGCGAUCAGAAGCAAGUCGACGUGGCGCUCCAGGUGACGGCGCUGAACUCCGACGAGCCCUCGCCCGGCGCCGACGGAGAAUCGGCGCCGUUCAAGAACGACCUGCCACGAGGCCUUCGCGGCGAAAAGCAGCAGCAGCAGCGGGAGGAGGAGGCGAAGGCGGUGUCCAAGGCGGUGGUUGCGCGAUCGUUGCCGGCGGCGGAGGAGGAGCAGGUGAAAAGUUGCAGGACAAAAAACCACCCGGCCGUGCACGGCAGGGCUCGGAGGAUACACCUGCCGCAGCUUCUCCACAGCAUGCUGACGUGCGGCGCGGCCGCCGACGCGGACGACACCGCGCUCCGCCCCGUACCGCGGCGGGGCGCCCGCGCCGGCGCCGGCGCCAACGACGACGACGGCGAGUGGCCUCGUACGCCGGUGUGCCCCGGCAUCGACGGGUGCGGCCUCAGGGUGGGAAAGAAGGUGAAGGUGCGGAGAGGCGGGAAAGACAAGGCGAAGCCGAAGCAGAAGCGAGACGGCGUCGAUGCACACAAGCACAAGCACAAGCCGGCGAGUUUGCCGCGUUGCUCGCAGUGCGGGAAGGAGUUCAAGCCGCAUGAGCUGCACUCGCACAUGCAGUCGUGCAGGGGCUUCAAGGAGAGGAUGAGGAGCAGCACCAGCAGCUCCCGGGCCAGCGCGGGCAGAGGCCGGAGCUCCGCCGCUGCAAGGGCCGCCAGAGGCAAGGGCGCCGCCGCCGGCGACACCUCGGAGCGGCCGUCCGCUGCGCUCCUCCUCCUCGAGUCUUGAUCGAUCUUAUCGAUGAUGCAUGGCCCGCUCAUCACACCGAGAUCCGAUCGGCCGACCUUUCGAGGCCUUUCGGAAUUUUGCAGCACGUAUCUAGGUUACUGUACAUGGAUAUUUGGGUUGGAACUUAAUUAUAUGAUGAUCAUGCGCGAUAGUAUACUGCUCAUUAACUGGAUCCUACGCCAGAUGGCUUACUCGGAUCAGUUUCCUCCAUUGUGCGUGCGAGUUUCUUAAUUAUCUGGCACCCGUUAUCGAUCAAUAACGAAAAACUCUUUGAAACACUCGAAGAAAUAUUUGGUCUU
Messenger RNA from Oryza brachyantha (malo sina), 1857 nucleotides. RefSeq lists its product as uncharacterized. The record is from RefSeq and is a predicted model, not a curated record. The coding region runs from base 353 to 1558 and encodes 401 amino acids. The transcript is spliced from 6 exons. Lineage: Eukaryota; Viridiplantae; Streptophyta; Magnoliopsida; Poales; Poaceae.